UUCAUCGGCACAGGUCUUUGCCACAGAUUAUACGCAAAUAAAAAUAAAACGUAAAAUUGUUAAAUUUUUAAUAUAAAAGAUCUAACACAACCAACACAGUUAAUAAUAAACACAAACGAAAAAGAAAUUAAAUAUUAAAUUAAACGAGAAAAAGUAUAAGUUAUUUUAAAAGAAAACAACGAAAUUCCUUUGCAAAUAUUUGUUGUAUAUGAUAAGAAAAACUACAAGAAAAAAGAAAAAAAACGGAAGUGAGAAAAAAAUUGUGAAAAGAGACAAAGAAGGAAUUUAUGCAAUAUUUAUUUUUUACAUAUACAAUGUACAAGUGAAUAUUUUUAAACAUAUAGAACGAAAAGUUAUUUUAAGACAAAUAAGAAAACUAUAAGAUUUAUAGUUUUACCAAUAAAAGAAAAGAAGAGCUUAACAAAAAUCCUAAAAUAGAGAUUGUUUUAAACGAAAUUCCUACGGUCACAACCACCACCCAAUAAAAACAUACAAUACAACCACUUCAACCCAGCCAGCCAGCAGCAGCAGCACCUACCCCACCAUCAUCAGCACAACCUUUUACCUUCAAAAUACCUUUUAUGGAAGAUAUACCCGGUCGUAUAAUUAUUACUCAUCAUACACUUGUGUUUAUUGUGUUUUUUAUAAACAAAAGAAAUAAGAAUAACAACAAUUGAAUAUAAAAUAUUAAUAAUAUGCAGAUGAAGAAUUUUCGCUAAAAAUAACAAUAAUUAUUGUUAAAAAAUAUACCUACUGUGCAUAAACUGUUUUACAAAUAAUUUUUGUUUUAAAGUUGAAUCAAGAAGAACAGCAAGAAAUUUACGAAUAAAAAAUGUCGGACUUUGUGACACAAGAUAUGUUACCCGAACUAUGGAAUGAAAUUGUAAAAAGGCAUUGGGCUUAUUUUGAUACCGAAGAAAGUAUAGUAAAGUUAGAGAAACGCAAACAAUUAGAAGAUUGCUUAAAGGAAUUUUUAUGCAUAGUACAACAUGAUCGUAAAUUCUUUUUACCCGAAACAGCAAAAGUAUUAAAGAAUUCCAUAAGGGAUUUAGAGGAUUUCAGUGCCCAAAAAGCCAUAACUGCUUUCGAGUCGAUUAGUCAAUAUGCUAAUAAUUUAUUUACAAAACCAUGGCGCAAAGAGUUUCGUAUUUUAAAGAUGUAUUCGGGUUUCUAUCAACAUGAAAUUAAAUCGAAUUUAUUAGAUGCUGAAAAAUUAUUUGAAGCCAUGGGCUAUCGCCGUUUAUCGGAUGACACCUUAAUCUUGGAUGGACCCAUUUGUCCGGAUCAAGUUACAAAUGUUUCUCGUGACGCUAUGACGGCUUAUGUUGAGUUGCAAAUAAUUAAACACAUUUAUACAGGUUUAGAUACUAUAGGAAUUAAUUGUUCCUGGAUGGACAUUUUUCGGUAUCGUGAAAAAUAUACAGGUGGAACUUCACAGGCUGUAAAAGCUCUAGCUUAUUCAGUUGAAGAAAAACGUUUUCGUUCUAGACAGAAGGCUUUGGCCGGUGAUAAUUAUGGUUAUAUCGAUGUACAACCAUCAUCCAAUUAUUUCGCCUCCACAAACACCCAAUUUUGUCCAGCUCAAUGCCAGUGCAAUCUUUAUCAACCAGUCUCCAGACAUCGACCAAUGGCUCAGUCAAAUGGCAUGUGCUGUGUACCUGAGCAUCAUCAACAGCAACAACAAUCUUCAAGAACUGCAUCAAAUUUAGUUUACAGCAACAUGGCCUAUCCUGCUCAGCAUCACUACCAACACAAUCAUCAUCAUGGAGGUAUUUUAAACGACAGUGGAGGUGUACCAAUGUCACAGAUGUCUCACUCAAGAAGUUUAGAACAUUACACUGAACCAGCCAAUCAUCAUCAUAGCAUUUUGCCACAUCGACAUUCAUUCGAUCAUCAACAACAAGGCUGCACAGGACAACAUCACCAGCAGCAGCCACACCAACCACAGCAUUACUAUCAACAUCUUAAUCAGCAGCAACAAAAUUUAUAUGAAUCACCCUACGAUUGUAUUGAUGGCAAUUCAAUGGGUGGUGGUAGUAGCACUAUUUCCUAUGCUGCUGUUGCCGCUAACGCUGUAGCUGGAACAGCUGCAUCGGGUGUUGGAGGGGGUGGUGGCAUUAGUUGCAAUCUUAACUCUAACUCAACGUAUUCUCAUCCUUAUAAUGUUUCCGGUAAUCGUUUUCCCUUGCCACUAAAUAUUUCUAAUCAAUUAUCUGCUUAUGAUAAUAUUCAAUCCUCCAAUUACGUGGUUCCUCAAGAACCUACAUAUGCCCAUAUUGCAGAUCAACACAUGUAUUCCUCAGUCUCGAAAUUACCCCAGAAUUGUAUGUUAAAUUCAGCCAGUUACAAUCAAACGAACCAUAUUCAUGGCGUGCAAAAUCCAUCCUUAGCCAAAGAUUCCCUUCAGAGACAACGUUCUUAUCAGCAGGAACAACUAAUUAAUUUCGAAGAUCCUUCAAUAAUGCCACCUACCACACCACAACAAUUUGAUCCGCUCAAUCAAUAUCGCCAUGGUUAUGAACCAUCGAAUCAUCUAAUGGAUAAACGUUACAAUAUGGGCAAUAUUAUGGAGAGUCCCCUUGCUCCGCCUCCCGCUUCGUCUUGCCAGCAGCAACAGCAUUAUGUUACCGGCAAACCUACCGCUAUAAAUGACGAUAUGUAUGUGUAUGCUAAACCAACGCCGAGGGAAAAUCGCAAACCUCUACAGAAUGCAAUAAAUGUACGAAAAUCUUCAUACAACUCCGCAGAUCGGGGCGAUACAACAGAUAUAAGUUAUGAAUCAGCUAACGAUGAUUUCAUCAACUUGCCGCCACAAGAGAACGAACGCAAUCACUUGCGUUCUCCUACACAGUUUACAAAGAAUCAAGAGGGUGUAGGUUCGUUUGAAUCAUGGAAUUAUGUUUUUCAAAAUUUAGAAAGAUCAGGCUACUCAAAAGAUCUGGGUGAACGGGAAGACUUUUUAGUUAAAUCUUUAGAUUUGGACUCGCUUAAUAUUAAUAACGAUACCUCGCCCAGUCAGAGCAGUUCGGCUGAGAAGAGAAGAUCUAAUUAUGCAGGAAAUGAUAAUAAAACUACAAUACAACAGCAGCACCAACAGCAACAGCCGCAAUUGGAACCUAAACAAAAAAGCAGAACUUUUGAGAAUUCGAAAUAUUCAUCGAAAAAUAAUACGAAAAUGGAAAUCACAGCUUCUGCUUCCUCCUCAAUAAACGGUGGUCAAAAGCAGAAAAUUUCAAUGGACAAUAAUACAAAGAAAAUAAAAUCGGCCCUUAAACAAACCAAUGAAACCUCAAAAUCCAAUACCAACAACAUUAAUCCAAAUCAUCAUCCCAAUAAAACACAACCAAAAAUUAAUGACAAUAAAACACCACCCAAGACAAUGAACAAUAACAAUAAUGACUCUCUAACAAAUACGGCAAAUGGCAGUACACAGCGCAAAAAAUCCUCAACGUCAACGACAACAAGGAAAACAUCAGCAUCUGUUGGUUCAACAAGCGCACCUCCUAAUGCAACCCAAAUUAUUGUUACUAGUCCCUCCGAAUGGAGUUGUAGUUUUUGUACCUUCCUUAAUCCCAAUACAAAGCGUAUUUGCGAAAUGUGCUGUCGCUCUAAAGACUUUAAUUUGGAUUCAUCCACAACUUCCACUGCUGCAGGAGGAGGAGGAGGCACUAGCGUGGCUCACAAUACCACAACAUGUGCUUAAAAUUGCAUGAACUAAAGAAAACCUAAAGAAAUAUUUCAUAAAAACGUACCUGCAUUGGAUGAUUUCUCUUAUUUAAGUUUGUUCUGUGGAAAACAAAAUAUUAAGGUUUCCUUUUAUUCACUCUCUUUCACUUCUCAUCAUUAUAUAAUAAUCAAUCUACUUACUACCUAUAUUUUUAAUAAUUUUUAUUUUAUUAACUACAAAAGAUCUAAAAGAUCCCAGACUUAGCUAUUAUAUCCUAAUAUAAACAAAAUAAAACAAGAAAAAUUCAACAAUAUGAAAACAAAAAUGGACUGAAGAAUUUAAAACAUGUUAGUUGUACGUGUAUGUUAGUCAAAUUGUAAACAUUUAUUUGUGGCAAUCGUCUUUCUAAUAAUACAACCUAAAUAAUACAUAAAAUUUGAUAAUUAAUUAUAAAAUGCAAUAUACUAUAUAAUCUUACUUGCAUACUUGCAAUUAUGUAUGUAAUACAUAAUAGGCUUUAUAAUUAUAAAAAAGAAAAGAAAAAGAAUACUUAAAAUGAAAUAAAAAACAAUAUUUAAUCACAACUUAUUUUUAUGAUUCAUUUGUUUAAUAUGUUACUUGUUAAGGAUUUUUCAUAUAAAUAUUGGGCAAGUUUUGUUUUUAAAUUUGAAUUCUCAGUUGAAUAUGGUCGAAAAGAGCAAGAUUAGCUCAGCGUUGUGAUUUCAAAAACUUUUUUCGAAUCAUUAUAUGGUAUUAGCGGCCAUAUUCUCUCCCCAUUUUGAUUUGUUUUAUAUAUUUUAUUUUUAUUAAAAAUUGCAUUUUUAUUUCGAAUUUAUUUUUUCACAUAAUAAAUAUAUGACAUUAAUAUAAUAAUCUUAAAUCCUUGAACUUUAGAAAUAAGCAAAAACGAGUAUAAAUUUAAUAACUACACAUAAGUUUCCAAAAUGUGCCUCCCCCUUAAAAAAUAACAACAUUUGAGUUUUAUAAUUUAUGAAAGAAAAUACAUAUUUAUUGCCAUUCACAUUAAAGUUAAACAAAAAAAAACUUUGGAAAUAUUCCCUUGAAGAUCUUCAGGUUAGGUUUAAUAGUUCAUCAUAAGGGACGAAAUUGUACUUUCCUGAAUUGUUAAGGCAAGAUUUCAUUUAUUUGUCUCAAAACUUAAAUACCUUUUCGUCCUUUAGGAUCUACUGUCAAAUCCACCCUUAAAUGAGUUUUUAUACUUUAAUUUCACAAAAAAAAAAUAGUUCAAACUAAAAACUGUAUAAACUUUUCCAUUCGGAUUUUUUUGUUAAGUUUCAACAUUAAAAAAAAAAAAUAAUUCGAAAUUCAGUUCUAAAUGUAAAAUUCUGCAUUUCAAAACGAUUCGCAAAGUAUUUUCUAUUUACGUAAAUCCUUUUAAAAUGAAAUGUAUUUAUUAUUAUUAAUUUUAUUUAGAAAAUAUUACAAGACCUUGUAAAAAAGCAAAGGGGAAUAGGACUGCUUCAAAAAUUUCAAAUAACCAUGACGCAUGGGACCUUAAUUUUGAAUAUUUAUUAUUUCAGAUUUUGUAACAAUUUCUUAUUAAAUUUUUGUUAUACCCUACAUCACUAUAGCGGGAAGAGUAUCAUCCGUUAGUGCUGAUGUUUGUAACACCAAAAUUAGGUGUAUCAAUCGGCUCAGAAUUACAUUCUGAUACGAUUAAACUAUACCGGUCCGUCUGUGUGCCAAACGAAAUUUUCAAUAUAAUUCGAUGAAAUUUGUCCUUGGCCUAAGCACGAAGCAAAUGUUUAAAAUCGGUCCAUUAUUUCACUGCUGCAAUAUUACUGCAGACUUUCGUAAUGAUCGGACCUCUUUUGACUUUGUUCCCAUACAAAGUUCUCUUCAAAGAAUUACUUGUAGGUCAAUAAUUCACUUAUAAACACUAGUAUCACGAUAAAAUUCUACAUAAAUAACUUAAAACUCUGUACCAACAUUUAUAGGGAUAGACCCACAGUAAUGCCAGUAUAAACAUUAUUUUAGAAAAUCACAACAAAUUGUCGGAAUUAAGACAAAAAACAACAUAAAUACGUUAUUAUUAAAAAUAAUCAACAUUUAUAACAUACUACUCACUGAUGUAGGGUACCAUAUGUUCGACCAUGUCCGACUAUACAUUCUUACUUGUUUUUUGAAUCAGAUCAAUAGCUAAUUCCUUCGUCAAUCUCUAAAUUAUCUAAGAAAUGAUAAAUGAUCCUUAGCACUUAUAUUCUCAGAGUCAAAGUUCCUAUCAAUUCGAAGAACAUUUUAAUUUCGAAGUUACUUUAAUAAUGGCACAAACCGCACUAUGAACAAUAUUUCUCCUUUUACAUGCUUUAUGUAUAGUAGAGGGAACAAACUCCAAGGGAGUCUAUUAUUCAGAAUAGGCCUGUAUGUAUGUAGAUUUUUGAUGAUUGACUUGAUUAAAUGAAGAAAAUUUGCACUCCACUACAUUGCACGUCGGAAUAAGAGGUAGCAAAAGUUUGAAGCAGUCCAAUACCGAUAUUUUAUAAAUGUACAACUAUAGAGGUUUACAGAUAGAAUAUCUGAGAUGUCAAACAAGGUCUUAAAACGUUUUUUAAUGUCUUUUCUUUAAAAUAUUAUGAUUAUCUUUUCUAACAAAUCUAUCACUAUCCUAAAUGAACAUUUAUACAAAACUCUACAAGAAUCCUAUAGAAAAAUAAUGAAACUUGUCGUAAUGCAACAAAUAUAUUAAAAUUAUAUAUUUAUCUUAAAAAUAUAUACUAUAAAUUAACUGAAAAAAUAAACAUAAUUAAUGUUAAACACAAAGAAACAAAACUUAAAGUUAUUAAACUAAACUAUGAGCUCCCAGAAGAAAU
Molecule: messenger RNA, 6498 nt
Organism: Lucilia sericata (common green bottle fly)
Lineage: Eukaryota; Metazoa; Arthropoda; Insecta; Diptera; Calliphoridae
Gene: tamo
Product: protein tamozhennic
Exons: 5
Coding region: 833-3703 (956 amino acids)
Cellular component (GO): cytoplasm
Source: RefSeq, a predicted model, not a curated record